UUACUGCACUGGCCAGAAUAAGUUGGAUCUCGUCUGUCUUCACUGAAAUCCAAAAUCAUAUCAAAACUAUGGCGGUGUUGAAAAUAAGAAAAAUGAGCUGCUUUGGGGUUUGGACCUUUCCUGUAAUAGUGGCAGUGGUCUGUGCGCAAAGUGUCAAUGACCCUAGCAAUAUGUCAAUCGUAAAAGAAACUGUGGAUAGACUGUUGAAAGGAUAUGACAUUCGCUUGAGGCCGGAUUUCGGAGGUCCCCCUGUGGGAGUGGGGAUGAAUAUAGACAUAGCCAGCAUAGACAUGGUAUCUGAAGUCAAUAUGGACUAUACAUUGACUAUGUAUUUCCAGCAAGCUUGGCGAGACAAGCGGUUAUCCUACUCAGAGAUUCCCCUCAAUCUCACCCUGGAUAACCGGGUAGCGGAUCAGCUGUGGGUCCCGGACACCUACUUCCUAAAUGACAAGAAGUCUUUUGUCCAUGGUGUCACUGUGAAAAACAGAAUGAUUCGACUGCAUCCAGAUGGCACUGUGCUCUAUAGCCUGAGGAUCACCACUACAGCAGCUUGUAUGAUGGACCUGAGACGAUAUCCACUGGACGAGCAAAACUGCACAUUGGAGAUAGAGAGCUAUGGGUACACCACUGAUGACAUAGAGUUCUACUGGCGAGGAGGUGACAACGCUGUGACGGGGGUGGAGAGAAUAGAACUCCCCCAGUUCUCCAUUGUGGACCACAAACUCAUCUCCAAGAAUGUUGUCUUCUCUACAGGAUCCUACCCCCGACUCUCCCUCAGCUUCAAGCUAAAAAGGAACAUCGGCUAUUUCAUCCUGCAGACCUACAUGCCCUCUAUCCUGAUCACAAUCCUCUCCUGGGUCUCCUUCUGGAUCAACUAUGACGCCUCUGCUGCCAGAGUGGCUUUAGGAAUCACCACUGUGCUGACCAUGACCACCAUCAACACUCACCUGCGGGAGACCCUUCCUAAAAUCCCUUAUGUCAAGGCCAUUGACAUGUACCUGAUGGGCUGCUUCGUCUUCGUUUUUCUCGCCCUGCUGGAAUACGCCUUGGUCAACUACAUCUUCUUCGGCAGGGGACCCCAGCGCCAGAAGAGGGCGGCUGAGAAAGCAGCUGUCGCCAACAACGAGAAAAUGAGAAUGGAUCCAAACAAGUGGUUGGUGGGAAAUGUAGUUCAGAGAGACGAUACUCUGUAUGCGAGAAUGAAACAGAGGGAUAUUGACGCUCAUGACUCAAUGUGGGAACCAAUCUUUGUGGAUGACGCAGCGAUGGGACUAGGCGAUCAAAAGAAUAAGAUGGACCCACAUGAAAACAUUCUACUGGGCACAAUAGAAAUUAAGAAUGAGAUGGGAGCGUCGGAGUUGACUCUUGGUCUCAGUGACCCCAGGAGCACAAUGUUAACUUAUGACAGCUCCACCCUGCAGUACCGCAAAGCAGGGCUGCAGGCCAGGCACAACUUUGGACGCAACACCCUGGAGCGGCAUGUGACUCAGAAGAAGAGCCGGCUACGGAGGCGUGCUUCCCAGCUGAAGAUUAACAUUCCUGACUUAACUGAUGUAAACUCUAUCGACAAGUGGUCGAGAAUGAUCUUCCCCACUGUAUUUUCCUUGUUCAACAUUAUCUAUUGGCUCUACUACGUUAACUAAAUGGACUUCAGCAAGGGCAGAACAAAACAUACAACAAAAAUGUUGCUUGUAUUUCUCUGAAUUGGUAUUUUGGUGUUUGUUCCUGCAACACAAGACUGAAUUACUGAAACAAAAUCAGGACUGAUUCCAUUUGAGCUUGGAACACCUUAAUUGCUGGCUAACACAUGAAAACCUUAGAGGAGAGAAAGAUUCAGAACAUAUAUGGUGCCUGUACCAGAGUUUUUGUUUAUGAUUUAGAUGAUUUAGUGAAUAUAGUAUUUUAUCAUUUUAAAGUGUUUGUUUGCAUAUAUUUUUGUUUUAUUUGUACAAUCUAUAUUUCAUUUGUUGCCAAAACAUAGUUAGAAAUAUUAAUGAUAUAUUGAUUUUAAAAUGACUCACAGACCACAAAGACAUUCCUUAAUACAGCUACAAGCACAUUCAGGUCAAUCUUUUCUAAGGUGUAUUCAUUCAAAGAGACAGAUGUGAUGUUAUUUAUCCUACAAUUGAUUUUGUCUUUAUAUUGUGACGUUUCCAUUUUCAUAGUAUUGCUAUAUGAAGUCAUAGCAUGAGGGUUUUAUGAUGAACCCACCUUUUCUACGUUGAUAUAGUUGACCAAUCAUAAGCUUUCCUUUAAGCAUUAUUUCAAUUCUAAGCAAACAUUUGAUAUUUCAAACAACAGAAACUAACAUCAUUCCAAACCUUGACCGAAGAAACUAGAAGUUCAAGCGUAUAGACGAUUCACAUUGAAUGCUAUAGCACACCGUACAGAGAAAUGUAUCACUAAGUGUAUCAAAUGUAUCACUUGAUUGAUAACAUGUCAAGCCCCCUGUCAACUGAGAGGUUGAAUAUAUUGCAAAAAAGGGGGACAGAAGAAGAGCGAGAGACUGAGAAAGAGAAUGCUGUGCAUUAGUCAUCAAUGCAGUUCACGAGUCAGUGAUACAGGGAUAGAUGCUGUAUGUGAUCAAAAGGUAUCUUGAAGAUAGAUACACAAAUGUGUAUCUUAAUAUUGUCCUUUGUCCAUUUUAGUCCUUUGUUCACAUAUCCUUAAGAUUACAGGAUACAAUGAUGUAUUUGUUCAUGCUUGCUCUUCAUAUAGACAUACCGAAACACA
Messenger RNA from Oncorhynchus keta (chum salmon), 2733 nucleotides. RefSeq names its product gamma-aminobutyric acid receptor subunit beta-2. NCBI's taxonomy places the organism in Eukaryota, Metazoa, Chordata, Actinopteri, Salmoniformes, Salmonidae. Gene Ontology annotation, cellular component: neuron projection; GABA-A receptor complex; membrane. Gene Ontology annotation, biological process: monoatomic ion transmembrane transport; regulation of membrane potential; signal transduction. Gene Ontology annotation, molecular function: GABA-A receptor activity; extracellular ligand-gated monoatomic ion channel activity; neurotransmitter receptor activity. The coding region runs from base 69 to 1643 and encodes 524 amino acids. The transcript is spliced from 10 exons. The record is from RefSeq and is a predicted model, not a curated record.